UCACCACCUCCAGACUUCCGGUUCCGGUUCUCAGGUUUCAGGAGCGGUUGUAGCUAUGGAGGAACCCGAGAUGCAGCUCAAGGGAAAGAAAGUUACAGACAAGUUCACUGAGAGCGUCUACGUCCUGGCCAAUGAGCCGUCUGUGGCCUUGUACCGGCUACAGGAGCAUGUGCGCCGCUCUCUGCCAGAGCUGGCCCAGCAUAAGGCCGACAUGCAGCGAUGGGAGGAGCAGAGCCAGGGAGCCAUCUAUACAGUGGAGUACGCCUGCAGUGCCGUGAAGAACCUCGUCGACAGCAGCGUCUACUUCCGCAGUGUGGAGGGUCUCCUGAAACAGGCCAUCAACAUCCGGGACCACAUGAAUGCCACCGCCCAGGGCCACAGCCCCCAGGAGUUGCCCCUGCCCUCCUCAGCCUGAUCCCAGAAGAGACUCUGAGGGCUUUGGCCCCUCCAACCAGGGUCCUACAUACAGCUCUGAAUUUUACAGAAGAGGAAACAGAGGCUCAGAUGGGCAAGGCAGGGUCACCACUGAUGACUGAAAGUGCAGUCACACCAAGACCUCCAGUGUCCUGGGGCUUCUCCUCUUCCCUUGCCCCUAUCAGGCCCCUGCCUCAGGUAUCACCUCACUGGGGUCAUCCUGAAGCCCCAGGGGCCUUUCAGACCUCCUUGUCCUGACCCUUGUCCUGCCUCCCCAAGCCAGACCAGAGUUGGACCCUUGGACACAACCUUGUGAGACCUAUCAGGGUCCAAAGACUGAGCAAGUGUGGCCAGCACAGUCCUCUCACUCCUGCCCCUAGCUUCCUGAGACAAGGUAUUGUUGUCCUUGGACUCCUACCCCACAUUAGCCACGUCCCUUCGGACCAAUAACUGUCACUGUGUUAAUCCCCCUUGACCACGCUGUGUUUGUGGCUUUGCCACAGUCUUCUUUCAUCUUUAAACAGCCCAAUAAGGUGGGUAUCACCCUUAAAUACAGAUGGGAAAAGAGAGGCUCCAAGAGGUGGUGUGACUUAUACAAGGUCACACAGCUAGAGGAAGCAACCCCCUCCCUGAUUUGGUCCCAGUCUGCCUCUGACAUGCUGUGUGACAUGGGGCCUAGAACUGGCCCUCGCUGGUCCUCCAUUUCUCCAUAUGGACAAGGAAGGCUGGACUGGACCUUCUCUGCAGGUUGAGGUGGACAUUCACAUACAUGCCUGUCUGGCCUCCAUUCUGCCUCAAGCAGAAACACCCAUCCUGGGUGUAGGCCAUAUGGUGAAGCUACCAUGGGACCCUGGAUCCAGCUGUACCUGGCACUAAUUCCUAAAUUACUGUAUUUGCCA
This is a messenger RNA of Phyllostomus hastatus (greater spear-nosed bat), 1313 nucleotides long. It is a transcript of the gene BORCS8, whose product is annotated as BLOC-1 related complex subunit 8. The record is from RefSeq and is a predicted model, not a curated record. Gene Ontology annotation, cellular component: BORC complex. The transcript has 6 exons. NCBI's taxonomy places the organism in Eukaryota, Metazoa, Chordata, Mammalia, Chiroptera, Phyllostomidae. Bases 56 to 415 code for a protein of 119 amino acids.